Messenger RNA from Bactrocera oleae (olive fruit fly), 543 nucleotides. The record is from RefSeq and is a predicted model, not a curated record. Lineage: Eukaryota; Metazoa; Arthropoda; Insecta; Diptera; Tephritidae.
UCGGUGUUAUUCACGGAGCUCUAUAUGAAUCCGCUGUCACGUGUUCUGGCCUACUUAAUUGGCGGGGUGGCUGGCUGGUUUUUCAUACAAAACCAACAGAAGCAACUUUACGCAAAUUUCUUUCAAAAUCAGUCCCUGCAAGAGUUUCUCGGCUAUUUGGCGAUUACCUGCUUCUUUACUAUCAAUUUCUUCAAAAUAUCAGAAGGUUACUCAGUGGGUUUCUAUGUGGUAAUGUUGGUCGUUCAACGAAUGUUAUUUUCGUCGAGUGUAUGUUUUCUGAUAUUCGCAAAUGCGGCGGGUAGUGUAAAGUGGUUCUUUGGCAUAUUGGAGAAUACACUAUUCAAGAAAUUCAAUCAAAUAACAUAUGCUAUGUUCCUCCUACAUCCAGCACUCAUGAUCCCGCUGAUAAGCUCGAGUAAUAAAAGUCGCUAUAGCAGUUCAUACAAUUUAGUAAUGGAAUACAUUAGUAUUUGCGCGUUACUGAUCUUCUUUUCCACAAUUUUCUCAUUAUUUUUCGAAGUACCCUAUAAGAAUAUUUCCAAA